Messenger RNA from Gallus gallus (chicken), 5201 nucleotides. RefSeq names its product semaphorin 3E (gene SEMA3E). Gene Ontology annotation, biological process: negative regulation of axon extension involved in axon guidance; negative chemotaxis; neural crest cell migration. Gene Ontology annotation, molecular function: chemorepellent activity; semaphorin receptor binding. The record is from RefSeq and is marked validated. Lineage: Eukaryota; Metazoa; Chordata; Aves; Galliformes; Phasianidae. Bases 301 to 2640 code for a protein of 779 amino acids. The transcript has 17 exons.
GGGCAGAGUUACUAGAGAGCUCAAGACACAACACUGCAGAGUAACGCCUUGGAAUGUCCUCGCACUUUAUAAACAAUUGUACUGGGGAGAGAAUAUUUUUACAUGACAUUUGCACAGCUUGACAAAUAGCAAGCUGAGGCUAUGUGCUCCUCUGACGAACACUGAUUUUUCACAUAGAGAUACCCCACAAACUGACCAAAGAGAGAUAUCUGACUGCACUGGGAAAGUAGAAGUGGAACUUGGAGCCUUAAAAAAAUAACAAACAAAGAGCAGCAGUUAAGUGAAGAGAGCAAGAUUUUGAUGUUGGGCAGGAUGGCAUCUGCCCAGGACCUUUUAAUUCUGGCACUAUGUGGCUUGUUACUAGAGUUACCGGCUGGAUAUCACGCAACAGAUACGAGACAGCCAAGGUUACGUCUGUCACAUAAAGAGCUCUGGGAUUUAAACAGGACGUCAGUCUUUCAUAGCCCAUUUGGAUAUCUUGGUCUUCAUAUAAUGCUCCUGGAUGAAUAUCAAGAGCGACUGUUCGUGGGAGGAAGAGACCUCUUGUACUCCCUCAGUUUGGAUCGAAUCAGCAACAACUAUCGAGAGAUCCAUUGGCCUAGUACACCUCUUCAAGCAGAAGAAUGCAUAAUUAAAGGAAGAGAUGCUGAUGAAUGUGCUAAUUAUGUCCGUGUCCUUCACCGAUACAAUAGAACGCAUCUUCUGGCUUGUGGAACAGGAGCUUUUGAUCCAGUUUGUACGUUUAUAAGAGUUGGACAUCCAUCAGAGGAUCAUCUGUUUCAACUGGAAUCGCACAAAUUUGAGAGAGGACGAGGCAGGUGCCCUUUUGACCCUACUUCUUCCUUCACUUCCAUCUUAAUUGGUGGUGAACUUUUUACUGGUCUCUACAGUGACUACUGGGGAAGAGAUGCUGCUGUCUUUCGCACCAUGAAUCGUAUGGCACAUCUCCGAACUGAACCUGAUAGUGAGCGCCUGCUGAAAGAACCGAAGUUUGUUGGUUCAUACAUGAUUCCUGACAAUGAAGACCAUGACGAUAACAAAGUGUAUUUCUUCUUUACUGAAAAAGCAUUAGAGGCUGAGACAAGCACUCAUGCCAUUUACACCAGAGUGGGACGCGUGUGUGUGAAUGAUAUGGGAGGACAGCGGAUGCUUGUGAAUAAAUGGAGCACUUUCCUCAAAACCAGACUAGUUUGUUCUGUGCCUGGGAGAAAUGGAAUUGAUACGCAUUUUGAUGAAUUAGAGGAUGUGUUUUUGCUGCAAACUCGUGAUAACAAAAAUCCAGUGAUAUUUGGCCUCUUCAGCACUACAAGCAAUAUAUUUAGAGGAUAUGCUAUAUGUGUUUACCAUAUGGCAAGCGUCCGAGCAGCUUUCAAUGGACCAUAUGCUCAUAAAGAAGGACCAGAAUACCACUGGGCUCUGUACGAAGGGAAAGUACCUUAUCCUAGACCUGGUUCAUGUGCCAGCAAAGUGAAUGGCGGUCUGUACACUACCACCAAAGACUACCCUGAUGAAGCUGUCCAUUUUGCCAGGAGUCAUCCACUGAUGUAUCAGCCCAUCAAGCCUGUUCAUAAAAGACCAAUUCUAGUAAAAACAGAUGGGAAGUACAACCUUAAGCAAAUAGCUGUGGACAGAGUGGAAGCUGAAGACGGGCAAUAUGAUGUGUUGUUCAUUGGCACAGAUAAUGGAAUUGUGCUGAAAGUCAUUACAAUUUACAAUCAAGAGACAGAAUCAAUGGAAGAAGUGAUUCUUGAAGAGCUGCAAGUAUUCAAGGUGCCAAUUCCUAUUCUUUCCAUGGAAAUCUCUUCAAAAAGGCAACAGCUCUACAUUGGAACUGAGUCAGUCAUAGCACAAGUGAAGUUUCACCAGUGUGACAUGUAUGGCACAGCCUGUGCUGACUGCUGCCUGGCUCGAGAUCCCUACUGUGCUUGGGAUGGCAUCUCCUGCUCCCGGUACUACCCCACAGGAAUGCAGGCAAAGAGACGCUUCCGCAGACAAGAUGUACGACAUGGAAAUGCAGCUCAGCAGUGCUUUGGCCAGCAGUUCAUUGGAGAAGUCCUGGAGAAGACUGAGGAGCGAUUGGUUUAUGGAAUAGAGUACAAUAGCACCCUUCUGGAGUGCACCCCUCGGACCUUACAGGCAAAAGUAAUCUGGUUUGUCCAGCGAGCCCAUGAAACUAAGAAGGAAGAGGUGAAGACAGAUGAAAGAAUAAUCAAAAUGGACCUCGGCCUCUUAUUUCUGAAGCUGCAUCGGCUGGAUGCAGGGACUUAUUUUUGUCAGACAGUGGAACACAGCAUAGUUCACACUGUUAGAAAAAUCACCCUGGAAAUAGUUGAGGAAGAACGUGUAGAUGAAAUGUUCAGUAAAGACUAUGAGGAGGAGAUAUCUCACAAAAUGCCAUGCCCAAUGCAGAGCAACAUACCUCAGGUAUCAAAACCAUGGUACAAAGAAUUUCUUCAACUGAUAGGUUACAGCAACUUCCAGAGAGUGGAGGAGUACUGUGAAAAAGUCUGGUGUACAGAUAAGAAGAGAAAAAAGCUGAAAAUGUCUCCAUCCAAGUGGAAAUAUGCCAAUCCUCAGGAGAAGAAGGCAAGGAUCAGGCCAGAGCACUACCGGUUGCCGAGGAACAUAGCUGACUCUUGAUGGACAAAAUCCAUCUGCUGUUUCUGGGCAAAAUUUUACUUGGACUUCAGUAAGAGGGAAAAAUCAGAUUGGUUUUGGUAAAUGAAACAGGUUUAUAUGUAUAAAAUUUCAGGACUGAAAACAAAUACACUAUGGUAAGUUAUACUGUACACUCAUGACUGUUUAGAAGCAUUUUACACAAAAUCCUACCUGUUUCUAAGUAGGUCAAUACAAUCAGAGUUUUGCUUUAGGGAGGACAUGACAAUCUUCAGACUUUGAGUGCUUGAAUCAGUUUCCUGUGUGAACCAUACUUGUGCUGCAUAUUAUUGCAUAUGAUGGCAUAUUUAAGUAAAUUCAAAUAACCAUUCACGAGUGGGUGAAAUAUAGAACAUGUAUCUUUCCUUGUUUUCACAAGUUUCUCAUGGUUCUGAAAGCAGCAUGUCUUAAGAUCUUUUGUUUUGAUUGUGACCAGUUCAAAUUCAUCACUGAGAGCAUCUGUUAAUAUGGUGUCCUGCUAUUUCUAAAGAUAAUGAAGAGAAACCGUAUUUACUUCCCACCAUUAUUUGUCUCAUCGGUUAUUUAUGAAGCACAGGCUACUGUCACGGCUAAAUAAUAUUAACUUAAUAUAAGUCAAAUGCAUGCUGGGAACACAAACAGAAUGAAAUUCUUCAACGCAUCUAUGUGAACUGUUGGAAUUACGGUUUAGAUAGGAAACAAGCCUAUCUUGUCUCUAGUAAUGGACUUUGCGUUAUUAACGACACAAAUUAAGAAAGUGCCCUCUUGUGGCAAAACAAAGCAAAAUGAUGAUAUUUUCUCAAGUAACUUGUAGUUAAGAGGUAUUCCUAGAUCCACAGCUGGUUUGUUUUCAGCGUACACUUCUCAUCUCCACAUGCCAAAUCCACAGAUUUAGAAGGUAGUGUUGGAAGUCACUCAUCCUGAAAAGACAGCAUUUAAAAUAAUACUUUAUGUCGUUAAUGUACUUUUGGGAUAAAAUGCAGUGAUAUAAAGUUAGGAAGUAGACUGAAACAAGAACAGCAUUAUGGAGCUGAUUUUCUGUAGCCUCACUGUCUGAUCCAGGCAAACUAUGCUCGUCUCUGGUCAAAAGAGCUGCUUUUCUGCUCUUGUGCUUGAUACUAGGAGAGGAGAUCAAAGAAGUAAGUCACUUACAAUCUAGGACUUUCAAAACUUUUUCUAAAAAUGAAAAAAAAAAUACUUUUAUUUGAGCAGAAAAAAACACAGCUGCAUAAAACACAGAAAAUCUAUCAGUUCACUGCUUGGAAAAUCUAAUAUUACCAAAUGGGCUGCAUAUAUAGAAAUAAAUAAAUAAAUAAGUGGAAAAAAUAGGGAAGUAAUAAAAAGAAAAUACACAAAGGAUUCACCAGCUGUAAUGAGGUUCAUGUACAGCUUCAACUUCUAGUCAGAAAGCAGAAUUUUGAAUUAAUGAGAACUAACAUCCUGGAGAACAGAGUUCUAGCUUUGCUAUGCUGACAAACCCCACCAUGGAUGCUGAUGCAGUACCCUCCAAGCACUGUGUGAGAGGGUGUCAGAGCAGGAGUAGGGAGCAUUGCUGUGCCUCUCUGGAAACUGACUGUCCCAGGGUUUGGAAAGAGCCUGUGUGCAGGCUGCCAGCAAAUGCUCAUAAAAUAGCAGAUAAGCCUUUCCAUCAGCCAGUUAUCUUAAGGAAAACAAUUUAUCUAGAAGUUUGCACUUUGUUUAGCUAGAUUGCCUGUCUGAGAGAUGGGAAUGGACACUGUGCACUUCCUUGCAUGAAUGUGCAAGGUUGCCAACUUUGAUCUGAUACAGUAGACUGGCUAAAUUCACAUUAAGUGACAGUUUAAUGGAACUUAGCAGCAGUUAGGAUCUCUGUUUAUUUACAACUACAUGAAAAAUGCUAGCACUAAAGACUAUGGCAGAGAGAACAGAGAAUCUCUAAUUUAUAUUUAAUCCACGGUAAAAUUUACUCUGUUAUCCCUGACUGGAAAACUGCUGGAAAACUGCUGAUAUCUUGUGAUAAAUUAUGGAGCCCACUUCUUUUCGAUAGUAAUGGGAGCUGUAUUUUACCUUUUUUUCUGAUUAAUUCAUUAGUAUCUGGUGCCAAAUGUACCUUUAAUGGACUAUAAGAAAAGAGCAACAGCAUCUCAGCCUCAUGGAACAAAUAUGACUUUAUGUACCAUUCUGAGAUUUCAGGUAGAAAUCAUGUUAUAUGCAAAUCAGGAUUCCUGCUUUAAUAUGAGUGUGUAAUUUAGCUCCCCAUCCCUUUAGUGGUUACAUAUGGAGAAUUCUAUUAAAUUUUUAGUAAAAGUUUAAAUUUCUAGCUUGCACUUUGCGACUUCCCUGGUUGACUGAGUAUUCAUAACUAAAUGAAUAAGAUCUUGUUCAGAGUGCUACAGAAUCUAUGGAAGAAGAGAAUGUCUGACAGUAAUGUAUUUUGGAAGGAUAUGCACAAAUGUGCUCAUACACAAUGUUAUUUAAAAUGCUUCUGUGUAUAUAUGGGGGGCAUUGUCUGCUUCUUUUCAUUAUGAGUUUGAUGUAUUUUGUAUGUGCAUGAAAUGGUCAAAUUACAAAUAUAAUUAAGAAUCAUA